UCGGGAUGCUGCUGCGGGUGCGCGCUGCCGUGGCGCAGUUGGCGGCGGGGCUCGGUGCGGGGACGGGAGCGCAGCACCCAGCGGAGCCCCGGAGCGGCGGGGCCGGGAGCGGGAGCGGGGCCGGCCGGGGAUCGCCGCCGCCUGCCGCCUUCUGCCGGCCGGCCUUCCUGCAGCUGACCCCCGAGGAGCUGCGCCGCGCCGAUGACCACACGGGAAGGGCGGUGCAGAGCCCCCGGGACGGGCGCCGCCGCCUGCCCUGGAGCACGGGAUACGCAGAGGUGAUAAAUGCAGGGAAGAGCCAGCACAAUGAGGAUCAGGCAUGCUGUGAAGUGGUGUUUGUGGAACGGAGGCACAGCCCAAGGGCUUGGCUAUCGUCCAGGGAAGGCAGCGGGGAGCUGGAUGGGGGCAGGAAGGGUUUUUAUUUCCACUACUGGGCCCUGUUCGAUGGCCAUGCGGGCAGCGGUGCUGCUGUCAUGGCAUCCGAGAGGCUCCACCUGCACAUCUGCGAGCAGCUCCGGGACCUGGUGGAGAUCCUGCAGGACCCCUCCCCACCUCCCAUCUGCCUCCCGCACGAUGCAAACACCAACUCUGCAGAUCCAAACCGGGUGUCCUUUACAGAGGACCAGGGGGAGGUCCCGAACGAUGCUGCGCCACGGUUUCACCUGGAGAAAGCUGUGUCCCAUGAGAGCCUGGUGAUCGGUGCCAUUGAGAACGCCUUUAAGCACAUGGAUGACCAGAUUGAGCAGGAGCGGGCAUCCCAGCACCUGGCCGGGGGCUGCUGYGCCCUGGCUGCCAUCUACCUCAUGGGCAAGUUCUACGUGGCCAACGCCGGUGACAGCAGGGCCAUUAUCAUCCGUAAUGGGGAAAUCAUACCAAUGUCCAGGGAGUUUACUCCAGAGACAGAGAGGCAGAGGCUGCAGUUUUUAGCAUUGCUGAGGCCCGAGCUGCUGGGGAAGGAGUUCACUCUCCUGGAGUUCCCCCGCAGGAUCCAGCCCAAGGAGCUGGGGAAGAAGAUGCUCUACAGGGACCAGAACAUGAAUGGCUGGGCUUACAAAAAGAUAGAAGAGGAUGACCUGAAGUUUCCACUUAUCUAUGGGGAAGGCAAAAAGGCUCGAAUGAUGGCCACAAUUGGGGUCACGAGAGGCUUGGGAGACCACGACCUCAAGGUGUUCAGCUCCAACAUCCACAUCAAGCCUUUCCUGUCCUGCUUCCCAGAGGUCAGGGUUUAUGAUCUCACGCAGUAUGAGCACUGCCCCGAUGAUGUUCUGGUGCUGGGCACGGACGGGCUCUGGGAUGUCACCAAUGACAAGGAGGUGGCUGCUGUGGUGAUGGAGGUGCUGACGAGCUAUGAGCCCAAUGACCCGUGCAGGUACACCAUGGUGGCCCAGGAGCUGGUGGUGCGCUCACGGGGGGUGCUGAAGGAGCGGGGCUGGCGCCUGGCCAACGACAAGCUGGGCUCUGGUGAUGACAUCUCUGUUUUUGUGAUCCCUCUGGGUGGCCCGGGGAACUACACGUGAUGCUGAGUGAGCCCUGGGCAGUGGCUCACCUUGUGUGGAUGGAGGAGUGGGACACUCACGCUGCCUCAGGGCCACCUCUCCUUUGAGCACUUCUUUCCUGAGCCAACUGUAAGAAGAGUAAGAAACCUGGAGCCUCAUUCUGUGCCCUAUCUAGAGCAUCUCCUUCUACCUGCUUGCAUCCAGUCCCAGGUGGAGAAGGAGAGGCCUUGGAUAGAGAGUGAGGACUGGGUUGAGGAAUGUUUUUGUGCUGCUACUUUCUGGAUGCUGUGAAAAGCCUGGAGACUCCUUGGCACCUGCACACGUCUAUUGCCCCUUGUUCUGGCUCCAGCCCCWGUGAGAGCUGUGGGGCUGCUGGGRCACUCAAACCUGCUGCAGUCACCUCUGCCUCCUGCCCUGUGAUGCUUUCCCAGUGACACUGAGGCUGCUGUUGGAGCUGGGGCUCAGAUGGGAUGGGACAGAAUAAAACCUCACUGGCAGCUGGGCAAUGCUCAGCUGGCACAAAUCCAGUUGUAGCCCUAACAAUGGCCAUUCCAGCCUUGUGCUCCCAAUUUCCAGCCCCUCACACCUUCAUUCCAUCACCUCUCUUGUGUCUGUCUCGUGUCUGGGAGAUUGGAGCAGUGACCAAGCUCUGCUGUGYCCCCAGAGCCUGAGGAGGGAUGAGCCAUUGCACUGUGCUUGUGCCACAGGUUCUACCCCAUCCUCUCAUGCCUUGGAUCACUGCAGUGCUUCUGAGCCAAUUAUUUAUUUACUGGAGAGCUGAGCUGGAAAGCAUCUAAAUCCUUUCUUGGUGUGGAGAGUCUAUGAAUGGAUGCAUAUUUUGGAGUGGUUCUGAGUUAGCAGCCUCACACAGAGCAACCCUAUUCAGGGGAGCUUAACAGCUUAAUACCCUGGAUCUGCUUAGCCCAGGGCUGGGAAUCCACAGGAAAAGCAGCUUGGUGUGACCAGGGCAGGGGAAGACAGCGCCUGCUUUUCCCUAAAGAUCUCAAAGCUGGUGCAGAGAGGGGCUGCAGCGGUUGAUCUCUGCACAGGAUUUUGCAUCACACACAUCUCUGACCUGGAGCAUCCAUUCCCCAGASCUCUGCAGUGUGUUGCAUCCUCCUCAGAUGUGAGGGAGUGUCCCACCCCGACAUUGUGGAGAUGGGGAGAGCUGGGCCAUGGUCCUUUGWUUGGGAAAGGGACAAGUAGUUCGUGUCUUGUCACUGGAUGCAGUCAGCUCYUGUCAAGUGUCACCUCUGGUGAAUGUUGUUUGUUUCCUGUAACCAGUGAGAUGGAAAUAACCUGGGUGCACAUAAUGGAAAGUGGAAAUUAURCAGCGAGAUUUCAACCUGUUGGCAUCCAUGCUGAAGGGAACAGGGAGUGGGGCUGAGAGCAUGUCCUUGUGUAG
Messenger RNA from Malurus melanocephalus (red-backed fairy wren), 2901 nucleotides. It is a transcript of the gene PPM1J, whose product is annotated as protein phosphatase, Mg2+/Mn2+ dependent 1J. The coding region runs from base 6 to 1517 and encodes 503 amino acids. Gene Ontology annotation, biological process: protein dephosphorylation. NCBI's taxonomy places the organism in Eukaryota, Metazoa, Chordata, Aves, Passeriformes, Maluridae. The record is from RefSeq and is a predicted model, not a curated record. The transcript is spliced from 10 exons. Gene Ontology annotation, molecular function: protein serine/threonine phosphatase activity.